Messenger RNA from Ictalurus punctatus (channel catfish), 1442 nucleotides. RefSeq names its product testis expressed 30 (gene tex30). NCBI's taxonomy places the organism in Eukaryota, Metazoa, Chordata, Actinopteri, Siluriformes, Ictaluridae. The coding region runs from base 775 to 1320 and encodes 181 amino acids. The record is from RefSeq and is a predicted model, not a curated record. The transcript is spliced from 5 exons.
AUAUUUUGCAAAUGGUUUCAUUACCGCUGAUUGGACGAGACAUGUCAAUCAAGAUAUACAGGAAGAAAGAAAUAACUUUGUUUCUUUAGUGGACUUCUCUUUUUACUUUAAACCCUUUUUUGUUCAUAGCGAAACUUUAUAAUGUUAGAAAAUAAAAGAUUAUAUUUGCAAGAAAUGAGAAAUGGAAUUUAUUAAGCGCUAGUUUGAUGAAGGGCAUUCAUAAACCGUGAUUUUGGAUAUGCUGUGAACAUACCAUAACAUAAAGAUUAGCUUGCGCUCUCUAAAAACAAACCUCAAGGACGCAGGUCUGUUUAGAGAAAAAAAAUAUUCCUCCUUUAAAUGAUAAGGAAUACUAUAAGAGCAGAACUGUGUGGAUUAGGACAGUUAUCCGGCUGGUUCAUGCGGUUAUCGCUUCAGCAGAAACACAAGUUGCGUGUAAAACGUGAUGUUAUGCGGCUGCUGCAAGAAUUUAACCCACAGGGGACAGAUCAGAGGACACGCCGCAGAUUUGUUAUUUAUUUCUUUUUAUUUUAUUUUUACCGCAGUACGGACAAAACAUAUUAACACACAUAUACACGAACUGACUUUCCAAUAGUGGUGCAGCACCGAGGCCUGCUGUACUUCCUGUAUAUCUUGAUUGACAGAUGUGUCGUCCAAUCAGCGGAGAAGGUGUCCAUCCCCUUUGAAUCUAAAGAGCUGGAAGGUGCUCUCACGGUUCCUGAAACAGAGUGUAUACAAACAGCUCUCAUCCUUACACACGGAGCAGGGGGAGAUAUGAACUUCAAGCCAUUAAUGUCAUUGGCACGAGACGCCGCCACGUCCGGUUUGCUCUGCCUUCGAUUCACAUGCAAAAGCCUGAACCUGGCACACAGAGUGAGAGCCUAUGAAGCAGCCGUAGUGUACUUGAAAACCCUUGAUAGAUUUGCACUGAGUAACUUUUUCCUUGGGGGACGUUCGAUGGGAGCUCGAGCUGCUGUGGCUCUGGGCAGACAUUUAUGUGCCAAGGAAGAGAUUAAUGUCCAGGGUCUGUUGUGUGUGUCUUUCCCAUUACAUCCUCCUGGCCAAACACAUGCUCAUGUUAAACGUAGUGAGGACCUGAGAGCACUUUCCCACAUUCCUGUGCUCUUUGUAUCUGGGACUGCAGACAACAUGUGUGAACGACAACUUCUGGAACAUGUUGUGAAGCAGAUGGAGAGCCCAAGCUCUGUGCAUUGGGUAGAGGGAGCCAAUCAUGGACUGGCAGUGAAGGGGAGACCUGAAGAUUCUGUGCUAGAUGAGGUCAACUCACAAAUCAUCACAUGGAUACUAAAACAUGUCUGAAGAUGAAUGACCAGUCCAAUGUCGGUCAGUUCCAAUACUGGAAGUGCUAGUUAUACUGUAAUUUUUGUAUAUGUGAAGAGAACAUAACAGUAUUUUUGUAAAUAAAAUAAAUUUUAAAUUGU